GUGGCUGUGAGCAGCGCGCUGAUUGGCUCAUGUACAGUUGCGGAAACUUUGUUGCCGCCUUGAUGAGUGAUGUGAUUGGUUACAGGCACGUAAACGAGUAACUGGUGUGUGUGUUUAUGUAAGUAGGUACCUGCAGCAGGUACAGUGUCUGGCGGUGACAUAUACAGCCGUGCUGUGACAUUGAUGGCACGGAUCUGCCUCGUACUGUGCUUUAGGAUUUGCACACUGUGUGGCACUGAGUGCAGCCGCUGCUGAGGUUAGAUGGCUGGGAAAGGGGUGAAGCGUAGUGUGAGCUUACUGCUGCAGUGUGAGUGGGGUUCCUGCACCUAUGUGUCCUCCAGGAUGGAAGAAUUCUGCUCUCAUGUGUCUGAUCACCUCGGGGUCCAGCAGCUCAGGACUGGAGAGGAGCACAUGGAUUGUGAGGAUGAGUUCUGUUGCCUGUGGCAGGAGUGUGGAUUUUUCUCUCUGGAUAGCCAAGUAGACCUUGUCCGCCAUGUUUACUUUCAUUGUUACCAUACGAAGCUAAAACAAAUUGGACUUCAAGCCCUGCAGAGCCAGCCAGAUCUAAUUCCGUGCCAGCUAGACAUUCAAAGCCGCAACAUGAUUCCAGAACUCCAGGACCGCUUCAUGUGUUUGUGGGACCAGUGUGAAAGCUCAUUUGACAAUGCGGAGUGGUAUUACAGACACGUGGACACUCACGGACUGAGCACAGAAUAUGAAGUGGCCGGUAAAGAGAACCGGGUUCUAAUGUGUGGGUGGAAAGACUGUGACUGCUCCUGUAAGAGUCGAUGCAAGCUGAGAGAGCAUCUGCGGAGUCACACGCAAGAGAAAGUCGUGUCCUGCCCCAACUGUGGGGGCAUGUUUUCCAACAAUACCAAAUUCUACGAUCACCUCAGACGGCAAACAUCACUAGAUCAACAUAGAUUCCAGUGUACACAUUGUUCUAAGAGAUUUGCAACGGAAAGGCUGUUGCGGGAUCACAUGCGAAACCAUGUGAACCAUUAUAAGUGUCCGUUGUGUGAUAUGACUUGCCCACUUCCUUCUACUCUACGCACUCACAUUCGUUUCCGGCACAGUGAUGAGCGGCCAUUUAAAUGUCAAAACUGUGAUUACAGCUGCAAGAACCUGGUGGACCUGAGGAAACACCUGGAUACGCACAGUAAAAUGCCCGCAUACUGCUGUGAAUAUGAGGAAUGCAGCUUCAGUGCCCGAUCUCUGUGUUCUGUCAAAGCUCACUACAGGAAAGUGCACGAAGGCGACUCCGCUCCCAGGUACAAAUGUCAUGUGUGUGAGAAAUGCUUCACUCGUGGGAACAACCUCACUGUUCACCUGCGUAAGAAACAUCAUUUCAAGUGGCCGUCGGGGCACCCCCGAUUCAGGUAUAAAGAGCAUGAUGACGGGUUUCUGCGCUUGCAGCUGGUGAGAUAUGAAAGUGUAGAACUUACAGAGCAGCUGAUGAAAGAACGUGAGAAGCAGGGAGUUCCACUGGAGGAUGCACCCACCUGCCUGGUGUUAGGUCAAGGGGGUGGCACUGGAACGGACGGAGUAGAUUAUGAGAGGACUGUGACACAAAAGGACUACUGAUUACAGUUAGAGUGAGAUUAGGAAAUACCAAUACAAUAAUGAAACCUAAAAUGGGCUCCGCAACCAAAUGUCCGCAGAGGCUUUGUGAGUAUCUGGGAUAUUAAUGUUCUCUGGAAAUCCUAAACUACUGCCAUCUGCUACGUUUUCAUCCAGUGUACAUCUCCAUGUAUAUAAAGCCUUAUUAAUAUAUUGAUGCCAGCUAUGUUUGAGAUGUGCAUCCACACUUUCAUCUUACAGAAGAAAUGAUGUUCUUAAGGUUAAGAUCUGGCCGUUGGACCUUUAUUGGCCUGAAAAUAGGACCAUUCAUCAGGAAGUCUAAACAACUGGACUCCAGUAGACUGUCGGUACGGCUGGGCGAUGACUGCAUGCUUAGAGACUGUAAUCGCUGGCCAGCUGCUUUUGUAUCUGGGAACAAUUGGAAUCUGGACAGCCAGCUUUUGGCCCGACAACCAUGCCAGUCUGAUUAAUUGCCACAUACGUGCCCAUGUUUGUGUAUAAAAGAUUUCCCUAAAUUUGUUACAGAGAUUUACCAUCCCCAAAAACAUCCUAAAAAUCUGGAAGACCCCCAUAAAUGGAAGCAGUCUCUUACCAACUCAUUCCUGUCCCCAGUGCAUUUAAUGUGCAAUUCAAUUUGUGUAUUAAAAUUGUGACCUUU
Messenger RNA from Pseudophryne corroboree (corroboree frog), 2239 nucleotides. RefSeq names its product histone H4 transcription factor (gene HINFP). The record is from RefSeq and is a predicted model, not a curated record. The coding region runs from base 262 to 1584 and encodes 440 amino acids. NCBI's taxonomy places the organism in Eukaryota, Metazoa, Chordata, Amphibia, Anura, Myobatrachidae. The transcript is spliced from 9 exons.